GUUUUAGACACCUCAAGCGUCCGCCAUAUUGAAAGGUUUUGGAGAUUGCUAUGGGUAGAUCAAGAAGUAGAAGUAGAUCGUCCAGUAGACAAAGGCAUCGUUCUAAACAUAAGAAACGACGCACACGGUCUAGAUCCAGAUCCAGAGAUACAAGAUCCUCGGUGUCAAAUCGACAUAGUUCCAACAGAAACCGUUCAAGGUCAAAAGACAGAAAGAGAAGCAGAAGAGAGAGAAAAAGAACACCGUCAUCCAGUAGUUCCAGUAGUGAUGAUGACUUAAUCAUUCGAGCAAAGCGAAGAGAGGAGGAAGAGAAGAAAGCCGAGUUAGAACGACAGAGAUUGAUACGACAGAAAGAACUAGAAGAGAAGUUGAUAGAAGAGGAAGUCGCACGACGUGUGGAAGAGUUGGUGGCCAAGAGAGUGGAGGAGGAAUUGGAACGGCGAAAAGAUGAAAUUGAGGCUGAGGUCCGGCGGAGAGUGGAGGAGGCCAAAAAAAUCAUGGAAAAACAAAUGUUGGAGGAGUUAGAACGACAAAGAGAGGCUGAGUUACAAGCUCAGAAAAAGAAGGAGGAGGAAGAAAGACUCAAACGACAGGAGUUGGAAGACAUAAUGGCAGAAAAUAAUAAAAAAAUUGAAGAGGCACAAAAGAAAUUGGCUGAAGAGCAAUUAAAACUUGUUGAAGAACAGAGACGCAUGCUUGAAGAAAAACAACGAAUGGAGGAAGAGGACAGGAGAAGGAAAAAACGAGAACAAGAAGUGAUUCUGAACAAAAAGAACGCAAGACCGAAAUUGUCUUUCAGUCUAGGAGGAAAGUAGUAAUGCCUCAUUCUCCUGAUGUAAAGCAAUUUAUGACAGAUCAUAGAUCUCAUGGAAGAAAAAGUUGUGGUCCUUUUCCUAUGUUAUGAUUAAAUAUUCCUUAAACUGGAUUUAUACAUCUAACUGGAGCCAGAAAGAAAAAAGACGAUGGCAUUGUUUUAUACACAUUUAUGUGCUGGAAUUUAUAUGAUGCAAAUUUUCAUGUGUUUGUUUCAUUUAUUUACUGGUCACACUUUGCAUCAUGUAAAGUCCCACAUGUAUCAUUCUACGUCAACCUUGACAAACUCAUUGAAACCAUGAUUCAAUAUAUGGUCAUGUGAAAAUAAAGUCAUUCUUAAACAUU
Ostrea edulis (European flat oyster) is the source of this 1158-nucleotide messenger RNA. RefSeq names its product arginine and glutamate-rich protein 1-like. The transcript has 5 exons. NCBI's taxonomy places the organism in Eukaryota, Metazoa, Mollusca, Bivalvia, Ostreida, Ostreidae. The record is from RefSeq and is a predicted model, not a curated record. Bases 51 to 815 code for a protein of 254 amino acids. Gene Ontology annotation, molecular function: cadherin binding. Gene Ontology annotation, cellular component: mitochondrion; nucleoplasm.